Molecule: messenger RNA, 951 nt
Organism: Lactuca virosa
Lineage: Eukaryota; Viridiplantae; Streptophyta; Magnoliopsida; Asterales; Asteraceae
Source: the annotation of a GenBank genome assembly
AUGUGUCGCUGCCGCUGCUGCUGCUGCUUAGUGACGGCCUCGCCGGCGAGCAGGAAUAGCCACUGUCGGCCAAUCCAUCUUCAUCUGUGCGCCUCUUUGACGUUCCACCGCCUUCAUCUCAAUUUGUGUUUUAAUCUCUAUCUUUGUUCGUCUCUGAUAUUCUUAUCUGCGUCUUACCCGCUCUCUAAUUUCCAUCCACCGCUCUCUAAUUUCUAUCCACCUACGUGUUGUUAUCUAGGGUUUGAUGAUGAUGUGAAUGAUCACUUCAUCGACCUAACACUGCUCUGGCGAGGAGAAAGCCUCCGGCAAAAGCCCCUGUUAAGGUUGGAAUUGUUGAAGGCAACUCCAAUAUUGACAUCCACGUCAACAGAUACCAGGUUCCAAAAUAUUUUAGUCAGGAAGCCAUCAAGUUCAUCUGAUUCAGAAACUUCCAUUAAUGGUGCUAGAUCCUGCAGCGUUGGCAUAAAUUUACUUUGUGCAACACCCCCAGAGGAUGCAAAGAAAUUUAAAUUAGGAUAUCUGAGAUCGUUUCGUUUGGAUCCAACUAAAUGCUAUGAAGUAGCAAAUAUUGAUGAUGGAAGAGAAGAGUUGGAAACACGAAGUCUUGUAGACGUUGUGGGAAUCGAUAAAGAUGAGCAGUUGGUAGAUGAGAACAACGGAGAUGACCGGAGAAGUGGAGGAAUGGUGGUGCGACACUGGUUUGUUGGAGUAUUAACCACACAGUUGCCAUCGAUGCUAGUGGAAGCAUAUGAGGAGCAAAACCAUCGGUGGCACCGAUGGGUCGUCAAAGGUAAUAACAGAAGCGAUUUAGGGCUCCACGGAGGCGGACGGUGGGCAAAGCUUCAAAAAAUAGGGUACAUUACCACUGAAGUACCAUGGAGGAGAUGGCAGCGGAGGCGACUAAGUUUUAGAGACAGUAUCAGAGUUGCUGUCAUAGGCAAUCAAGCUUAG